ACCUGUCCAGACCCAACAGAAUCCCUAACCACGCGUUUCCCUUUACCCUCUUCCCUUUUAUCAAACACCGAUACACAUCUUCGUAGAACAUCGUCGCCAUUCUCAACCGCAAACUGUGACAAUACGACUGAAGCUGAGAAUUUUGAAGGACAGUAAAUCAAAUAAAUCAAAAUGUCUUCCCUUGCAGCAGCUAGAGCUGACAACUUCUACUAUCCCCCUGAAUGGGACCCAAGUCAGGGUUCCCUGAACAAGUUCCAUGGUCAACAUGCCUUGAGAGAGAGAGCCAGGAAGAUAGAUCAGGGUAUUCUGAUUAUAAGGUUUGAGAUGCCUUUUAAUAUAUGGUGUGGAGGAUGCAAUUCUAUGAUUGCGAAGGGUGUGCGAUUCAAUGCUGAGAAAAAGCAAGUUGGAAAUUAUUAUUCCACAAAGAUAUGGAACUUCACCAUGAAGUCUGCAUGCUGUAAACAUGAGAUUGUCAUCCAAACUGAUCCAAAAAAUUGCGAGUAUCUUAUCAUCAGUGGUGCUCAGAAAAAAACUGAGGAUUUUGAUGUUGAGGAUGCAGAAACUUUUGAAUUACCUGCCGAUGAAGUGAAAGGGAAGCUUGCAGAUCCCUUUUACCGCCUUGAACACCAGGAAGAAGACUUGAAAAAGAAGAAGGAAGCUGAACCAGUUCUUGUGCGUCUACAGCGACUAUCUGAUUCCAGACAUGCAGAUGACUAUGCCCUGAAUAAGAGUCUCAGGGCCCGACUUAGAAAUCAAAAGAAAAGAGUUGCUGAGGAAGAGGCUGCUUCCAGGAAAAGGGGCUUUGGCAUACGACUGCUUCCAGCCUCAGAAGAAGAUGCUGCUGCCGCAGCAAAAGUGAAAUUUUCGGGUAAAUUUGACAAAAAUAGGAGGGACAAGAGGGCAUUGAUCAAUGCUUCAUCCAUUUUCGCUGGAUUGUCUUCGUCUUCCAUGACCGAUAAGAGGAGACUGGAGCUGGAGUCUAAAAGAAGAAAAAUUUGUGCUGGUGAAACCUCUAGCUUACUGGCUGGUAGAUUUAAGCAGUCAUCUUGGUCACAGAGUGAAGUCAAGUCAAGUAAGCAAAAACUGUCCUCCGUGAAUGCAAAGCGUUAGAGAACAGAUGAAUUUUUUGGGGAGUUUGACCCUCAAUGUCAAUGGUGGUGAUCUUCGGAAGUUACAGUGCCUUGUAUAUAUAAGUUGCUGAAUAAGAUUUUUUGUUUUGUUAACGCAGUCCAUCGUUUUAGAAACUUUAGGUGAGAGUAUAUAGUUUUGUAAUAGAUAUAAACCUACACGGGGGGAUUAAAAUGUGUAAAUUUUUCAUAAAAUAAUUCUACAAAUGACAUUUUAAAAAUGAAUGAAAAGUUUAUUUUUAUUUAGUUA
Messenger RNA from Arachis stenosperma, 1377 nucleotides. RefSeq lists its product as uncharacterized. Lineage: Eukaryota; Viridiplantae; Streptophyta; Magnoliopsida; Fabales; Fabaceae. Gene Ontology annotation, biological process: mRNA splicing, via spliceosome. Bases 172 to 1110 code for a protein of 312 amino acids. Gene Ontology annotation, cellular component: U2-type spliceosomal complex; post-mRNA release spliceosomal complex. The record is from RefSeq and is a predicted model, not a curated record. The transcript has 7 exons.